AUGAGGCUGAUAGCCCUAGCGCCGCUUGCGUAUGCAGUGUCUCAGGCUGGAGGCUUUGGCUGGCUCGCUGCGGGUACUGACGUGGCUGAUCUGAAAAAGGAGUUGCAAAAAGUCGCAGAUCAAGUGGCGCAAAAUCCUGUUCCAGGGUCGAGCUCAGACUUCCUCCCCAUUGGUGUGGGCUUUAUCAACUGGGGUGUCGAACUGGAGACAGCGCUGGAGGCUCUGAGGGAGCAUAUACCCGCUGCGGUGUGGUUCUUUGCACCAAGGAAGAACGAAGACCUUGUCGAGUGGACGAGAAACAUAAGAGAGGUGAGCAAGGGGAAAACAAAAAUAUGGAUACAGAUUGGGACAGUCGUGGACGCAAUUGAAGUUGCCCGCUCUUGCCAUCCAGACGUCCUUGUCGUUCAAGGUGCUGAUGCUGGAGGGCACGGACUAGCACAUGGUGCUGGAAUUGUGAGCUUGCUUCCAGAGGUGGCUGAUUCGUUACGAGGGAUGGGAAUGGGAAGUAUACCUCUAGUUGCAGCAGGAGGUAUAGUGGAAGGUCGAGGGGCCGCUGCCUGCCUGGCUCUGGGCGGAAGUGGCGUUGUAAUGGGCACAAGAUUUUUGGCAAGCAAGGAAGCCAACAUAGCCAAAGGAUAUCAAGUUGAUGUGCUUAGAACGACAGACGGAGGGAGGAGUACCGUCAGAACGAGCGUAUACGAUACGCUACGUGGGACAGUGUGGCCUCGUCAAUAUGGUGGACGGGGUAUAAUCAAUCAAAGUUAUCUGGACGCACAGAAUGGUAUGAUUAUAGAUGAGAACAAGAGAUUAUAUGAAGAAGCUCUACAGAAGGGUGACCAUGGAUGGGGGGAGAGUGGCAGGAUUACUGCCUAUGCUGGAUGCGGUGUAGGCUUGGUGAAAGAAGUCAAGUACGCAAAAGAGAUUAUCGAUGAAGUUAGACAAGAUAUAUCUGAGGUGUUUUGGAAGCUCUCACAUGCAUCAUCAAAAUUAUGA
Messenger RNA from Letharia columbiana, 993 nucleotides. RefSeq lists its product as uncharacterized. The record is from RefSeq and is a predicted model, not a curated record. NCBI's taxonomy places the organism in Eukaryota, Fungi, Ascomycota, Lecanoromycetes, Lecanorales, Parmeliaceae. The transcript has a single exon. The coding region runs from base 1 to 993 and encodes 330 amino acids. Gene Ontology annotation, molecular function: nitronate monooxygenase activity.